GGAGCGGAGGGGGCGGGGCGGGGUCUUGGCUCCUCCCCCUACGCGGGAGGCCCCGCCCCCCAGGGACCCCCAUCGGUACCGGGGACACGGGCCCGGCCGGACCGAGCGGUGUCCGGGGGUCCCACCUGUGCCGAGUUUGGGCUUUCGGGCCAUCGCGAAGGGUCCCGGUAGGGACACGGGUCCCUGCGGCCCGUACCGGCGCUGCCCGGGCCAACCCGACCUGCUCCGGCACCGGCUGGUCCCGCACAGCCCCGGGGACCGGUCCGUUAACGAGCACACGAGCGUUAAUUGUCCCCAAGCCUCGAAACGGCCACGUUAAGCGCUUCGGUCUCCGCGAAUCCCCGGCCCGUGGGCGCCGGGGCGAGGGGACCGGCCCCGCGCUCCGGCCCGGCCGCUCGGACACGGUCCCGGCAUCUCGGACACGGUCCCGGCCGCUCGGACACGGUCCCGGCAUCUCGGACACGGUCCCGGCCGCAGCGGCUCAGCCCGCCCGGAGGGACCGGAGCGCGAGUCCCCGGUGUCGCAGCGGCCGCUGCUCCGGAUGCGCUUCAUGGAGCCCGCGGCGGUGACAGCCGAAGCGCCCCGGCGUGUCGUCCCGCUCCGCCCCGACCCCGGUGCCCGCAGCCCCGGCAGCGGCUCCGUCCCGUCCAGCCGAGCGAUCGGGUCGCGUUUGACCCAGCGCCGGUUUUGUUCGCAAAUUAUCACAAAAGAGGCACAAACGUUCCCGUUCCCAGCGGGGCCGCCGCCUCCGGGCAGGACUGGAAGCGGCUGCGAGGUGAGAGCUCCAGGACACACGGACGGCGCUAAACCAGCGCAAAACUCGGGUUUAUUUCGUGGGCAUCCCGGUUAGAACGGGUUCUUAACUAUGUCUGGAGCUGCUCCCGAACCCCGCGGCGGCUGGAGAAGGAGCAGGAGGCGCCCGAGCCGCUUCUCCCCCGCUUUCCGGGUGGGUUUCCCGGCAGGAAUCCGGUGCCCGCUCCAGGUUGCGGGGGUUGGAAGGGGCUCGGUGGCGAGUUCCUGCUGCCACCGGCUGGACAUCGGCGUCCACUGCGGCUCCGCACACCCCGAAUUCAUGUUCUCAUUUACGUGAUCAUUUACCCAGCGUCUAUUCCGUUCCUGUGCUCGUCCUUUUCUCAGCACCGUUUCCAGACCGAGCGGAACAGAAUUCGUACCUGAGAGCAAAGAGAAACGCUGAACGCGGAGCGAUCAACACCUUUAUUCGUGAAGACUUCACUUCUUUUCCUACUGAAAUAUUUUUAACCCGCCUCUGCCUUUCCAAGUCCUUUUUCCAUCCGUGCAGGUGCAAUUUGGGGCAGAAUCAUCCCAGCUCUGCCAGGACGGUGCAUAUUUGAAGCGCUGGGAUGAUUUUUUGCCGCUGUGAUUUAAUAGGACUUGCAGCUGCGAAUGCGCUUUAAUAGAAUUUACAGCUGGGCUGUUACUCUUACAGUAACGUUGCAGUUCGGAUUCGGGAGGACGCGCCUCCCACCAGCUGCUGCAGCUCUGGGGCAAGAGGAGGAUGCGAGCAAACCCCAAACUUCUGCAUGUGGCUGAAUUGGACGCGUAAUGUAGCCAAGGCCUGGAACCAUGAAUGAGCGUCUUUGGGUCUUGUUUUUGCUUUGUGAUGUUCCGUGCUUUCUGCUCUCUCCUGCAGUUCUUAACCCACCAGGUUUUUUUUCCCCAUUAGUAAAACAGGAAUAGGAAAAACCCGGGUGUUUUUAGAUCGUGAGGUGAUGGGUUUGGGGAUCUUUAUGUAUCGUGAGGUGCUGGAUCAGGAAGGUGGGAAAUGGUGCAGGAUGUGGUGUUGUGAGAACCCAGUGAGAGCUGCGGCUCUUGUGCUUCUCAAGUUGGCGGCUGCAGAACCGAUGGAAGAACCACGUUGUCUUCAAAGAACCGCGUUGUCUUCAAAUCCGCGUCGCAGCUCCUGCCUCACUGGCUCCAGGCCAGUGGUUUUCAUAGCUGGCCCCAGAACAUCAAUCAGAAUGUAUAGAAAUGAAAGCAGGGAGGCUCCCAGGGUGGUUCAGAUGAGGUUUGCAGGGAAUGGGUGGAAGAGAAACACCUGUCACAGAAUCCCAGAAUGUGAGGGGUUGAAGGGCCCUGGAAAGCUCAUGCAGUGCAAUCCCCCCAUGGAGCAGGAACACCCAGAUGAGGUUACACAGGAAGGUGUCCAGGCGGGUUGGAAUGUCUGCACAGAAGGAGACUCCACAACCCCCUGGGCAGCCUGGGCCAGGCUCUGCCACCCUCACUGGGAACAAGUUUCUUCUCAAAUUUAAGCGGAACCUCCUGUGUUCCAGUUUGCACCCAUUGCCCCCUGUCCUGUCACUGGUUGUCACCAGAAGAGCCUGGCUCCACCCUCCUGACACUCCCCCUUUCCAUAUUGAUCCCCAGGAAUGAGUCCCCCCUCAGUCUCCUCUUGUCCAGCUCCAGAGCCCCAGCUCCCUCAGCCUUUCCUCACACGGGAGAUGCUCCACUCCCUCCAGCAUCUUGGUGGCUCUCUGGGUGGUCAGGGGGUGCGGUGCGAGCGUCACGUCCUGGAGUUGCCGUCUCAGAGCGAUGGAGGGGCUGGAGAAACCUGCAGAUCUGAUGGAGCUCACGGGGUUUCCUAAAACAGAGGGAGGAUUUCCCAGGCGUCAGCGACCUACGGGGGCGGCUGGUGAGCGCGGAAUGGAGCCGGUGAGCGGUGACCCCCUCCUGCGGGAGCUGCUGCGCUUCGCGGUGCGCUGCAGGGCCCUGGCGCUCCUGCUGCAGGCUGUGUUUAACCUCCUGAUCCCCGACCACGCCGCAGACGCCUUCUCCCCUCCUCGCCUCUCCGAGCCCGGCCCCGCGGACCUGCUGCUGGAGCGGCUGCUGGGCGGGCUGUCGCGCUGGGACGCCGAGCAUUUCCUCUUCAUCGCCGAGCGCGGAUACCUGUACGAGCACAACUGCGCCUUCUUCCCGCUGUACCCGCUGAGCCUGCGCGCGGGGGCCGAGGCCGCGCUGUGGCCUUUGCGGCGGCUGCUGCGCUUGCGGAGCCGCCUCCUGCUCUCGGCCGCGCUCCUCAAUUCUCUGUUCGCCAUCCUGGCGGCUGCCGCGCUGUACAAACUGGGCUGUGCGGUGCUGCGCUGUCGCAGGGCGGCUUUUCUCGCCACCGCUCUCUUCUGCGUCAGCCCUGCCAACGUGUUUCUGGCGGCUGCUUACUCGGAGAGCAUGUUUUGCUGCCUGGCGUUCGGGGCCAUGUGGCGGCUGGAGCGGGGGCAGCGCUGGCGGGGCGCGCUGCUCUUCUCCCUCGCCACCGGCGCCCGCGCCAACGGGGUCGUCAACGCCGGCUUCCUCCUCUACUCCUGCGCCAAACGCUUGGCCCUGCGGCUCCGGCUGCGUUCGGGAUCGCUGCUGUUGUGGAAGCAGCUCCUUAGCGCCGCGUCUUCAGCCGUUGCGUGCGCUGGGGUUCUUUUGCCUUUUGUUGUAUUUCAGUAUUACGCCUACAUGAUGUUCUGUGUGCCCAACGUGCAGCGGGCUGUCCCGGAGCCGCUGCUGCAGCUGGCCCUGGACAAGGGGUAUCGGCUGGCGGGGGCGCGCGGGGCUCCCCCGCCUUGGUGCUCCCAGCGGUUCCCCGCGGUCUAUCCCUACAUCCAAGACGUUUACUGGAACGUUGGCUUUCUGCGCUAUUUCGAGCUCAGGCAGAUCCCGAAUUUCCUUCUCGCUUUGCCCGUCACGCUCCUGAGCUCCUGGGCUGCCUGGACCUACGUGAGCGCGAACCCCCGGCACUGCCUGACUCUGGGUCUGGAGAGAACAAACAGCGGAGAAGAAAACAAAGCGAGCGCUGGAUUUUGCGGCCCCGCUGUCUUCGUGUACAUGGUCCACGCCACGGCCCUGCUGCUCCUCGGCUUCUUCUGCAUGCACGUGCAGCUGUGCCUUUCCUCCUCUGCAGCGGCUUCCACAAAGCAUUUCCAAAGCCCUCUGUCCCGUCCCAACAGACGGGAUGAGGGACGAGUUAACUCUGAACGCGACACACGCCCUGACUCGACAGGUGCUGACGCGCUUCCUCGGCUCCUCCUCGCCCAUCCUGUACUGGUUCUCCGCUCACCUGCUGCAGGAACACGAACCUUUGCUCUGGAGCGACGGGACCGAUGGUGAACCGGCGUCUCCGGGGGGUGGACGUCCCGGUUCCCGCGGGGACGGAGCUGCUGCAAACCCCGUCCUGAGGCUGCUGAGCCGCUGGAGCCUCCUCACCCCGCUCAGCAAAUGCGUCCUGGGAUUUUUCCUGUCCUACUGGCUGCUGGGGCUGCUUCUGCACUGCAACUUCUUGCCGUGGACAUAGCGGGGUGUCGGUACCGAUGGGUCCAGAACCACCGGUCAGAAUCAAAACUCGCUUUUGUAAAAUCCUCGGUGUAUUUGCGAAGGUGCUGUUGUCUCGGUUACAAAGGCGUUACUCCUCGGUGACUUUGUACAUACGGAGGUGUCGCUGCAUGGCCGCGGCCAAAACGGGCACGUUGUCUUUGCUGCGAUGCUCCGGCAUCCAGCUGCUGUCGUUGCCGCUGGGACAGGGAACGUGUGUUGGUUCCUGCAGCUUCUGGGGGAAACGCGGCCUUUGAUAAAUGAUUUUGGCGAGGA
Molecule: messenger RNA, 4587 nt
Organism: Columba livia (rock pigeon)
Lineage: Eukaryota; Metazoa; Chordata; Aves; Columbiformes; Columbidae
Gene: PIGV
Product: phosphatidylinositol glycan anchor biosynthesis class V
Exons: 5
Coding region: 2551-4110 (519 amino acids)
Biological process (GO): GPI anchor biosynthetic process
Cellular component (GO): endoplasmic reticulum membrane; mannosyltransferase complex
Molecular function (GO): GPI mannosyltransferase activity; alpha-1,6-mannosyltransferase activity
Source: RefSeq, a predicted model, not a curated record